AUGAAAUUUGAGUGGGUGCUUAUUAUUUUCGUUUUGUUGUGUGUCGAAUACUCCUUUUGCAAUCCGGAUGCCAAAAGGCUUUACGAUGAUUUGCUUAGCAAUUACAAUAGACUGAUUAGGCCAGUCAGUAACAAUACGGAUACCGUUCUGGUGAAGCUAGGAUUGAGAUUAUCCCAACUGAUUGAACUGAACCUGAAAGAUCAGAUUUUGACCACCAAUGUUUGGUUGGAACACGAAUGGCAAGACCACAAAUUCAUGUGGGAUCCCCAGGAGUAUGGAGGAGUCACAGAAUUAUAUGUUCCAUCAGAACAUAUAUGGCUUCCAGACAUUGUUUUGUAUAACAAUGCUGAUGGAGAGUAUGUUGUCACUACGAUGACUAAAGCAGUUCUGAGACAUACAGGCAAAGUUCUGUGGACACCACCAGCAAUAUUCAAGUCAUCCUGCGAAAUAGACGUAAGAUAUUUCCCAUUCGAUCAACAAACCUGCUUCAUGAAAUUUGGUUCCUGGACAUAUGAUGGAAAUCAGAUCGACCUAAAACACAUCAAUCAAAAACUUGGUGAAGACAAAGUAGAAGUUGGUAUCGAUCUGAGAGAGUACUACCCCAGCGUCGAGUGGGACAUCCUAGGAGUACCAGCUGAGAGGCAUGAGAAGUACUACCCUUGUUGUGCGGAACCAUACCCAGAUAUCUUCUUCAACAUAACACUGAGAAGAAAAACCCUGUUCUACACUGUCAACCUAAUAGUACCCUGCGUCGGCAUAUCAUACCUAUCGGUACUGGUGUUCUAUCUACCAGCUGACUCUGGAGAAAAGAUCGCCCUGUGCAUCAACAUCCUCCUCUCGCAAACCAUGUUCUUCCUGCUCAUAUCAGAAAUCAUCCCUUCCACUUCCCUGGCCCUACCCCUACUGGGAAAAUACAUCCUCUUCACCAUGGUAAUGGUUGGGUUUUCUGUGGUGAUCACCAUCAUCAUCCUCAACGUACACUACAGGAAGCCUAGCACCCACAAGAUGGCGCCUUGGGUGAGGAGCUUCUUCAUCAAGAGUGUGCCGAAGCUGCUGUUGAUGAGAGUGCCCAAAGACCUUCUCACCGAGCUGGCGGCUAACAAAAUACCGAUGAACAGGCUAUCGAUGAAGAUCAAGAAGAGAGAGAUAGAUGCCAUGCCUUCGAGCAGGUCUUCUUCUUCUAGCACUUCUAGCUCUAGCAUGAACCGGGCUGGCUGCAAUGGAUUGCACUCUACAACAACCACCAACAGGUUGAGAAGCUUCGCUGGGACACUGAGUGAAAGGUUUGGAUACAAUGGAUUACCAUCAGUGUUUUCUGGGCUAGAUGAGAGUGACUCUGGUGCAAGAAAAAAAUAUCCUUUCGAGUUGGAAAAAGCAAUACAUAACGUGAUGUUUAUACAACAUCACAUACAAAGACAGGACCAAUUCAACGCGGAGGAUCAAGACUGGGGAUUCGUAGCCAUGGUUCUGGAUCGUCUUUUCCUUUGGAUUUUCAUCAUAGCGUCCAUUGCUGGUACAAUUUCUAUUCUGUGCGAAGCUCCUGCCCUUUAUGAUGACACCAAACCCAUCGAUAUGGAGCUAUCUUCUGUAGCCCAACAACAGUUCCUUCCAGAUUUCGAAAAUAUGCAAUAA
Messenger RNA from Phaedon cochleariae (mustard beetle), 1632 nucleotides. The record is from the annotation of a GenBank genome assembly. NCBI's taxonomy places the organism in Eukaryota, Metazoa, Arthropoda, Insecta, Coleoptera, Chrysomelidae.